This is a messenger RNA of Aspergillus ochraceoroseus IBT 24754, 840 nucleotides long. RefSeq lists its product as uncharacterized. NCBI's taxonomy places the organism in Eukaryota, Fungi, Ascomycota, Eurotiomycetes, Eurotiales, Aspergillaceae. The transcript is spliced from 3 exons. The record is from RefSeq and is a predicted model, not a curated record. Gene Ontology annotation, molecular function: protein binding. Bases 1 to 840 code for a protein of 279 amino acids.
AUGUCGACAACUGACCCGUUCAAGAAGCAGAGGGAUCGAAGGAACUCAGCUUCCAGUAACAGCGAGGAAGAAGAUAUCUUCCACGAUGCCCACUUUCCCGUCGAAGAAGAAACCCGCCUUCUAGAAGAAUCUCGUACAAUAAAAGCAGAAGCUAAUAAACUUUACUCCGUUGCGUCCUAUAACCAAGCUAUUUCGACGUACGAUCGCGCCCUCGCUUCGUGCCCCAAUUAUCUCGACUAUGAAGUCGCCGUUCUUCGGAGUAAUAUGGCUGCUUGCUACUUGAAGAUGGAAGACUGGAAAGCAGCUGUAGAUAGUGCAACUGCCUGUAUUGAGUGCUUGGACCGGGUAAUACCGCCGCCAACACAGCCGGAGAAAGAAGAAGACUCGGGUACUCAAAAACAGAAUUCGGAAUCAACGGAGGCCGUGGUGGAAAUAUGUGGUGAAGAUGAGGAAGAUGAGCUGAAAGAACUAGAGAGGUUACAGAAAAUGGAUGAAAAACGGGCGGAUGUUAUGCGAAUUCGAGCCAAGGCUCUGAUGCGACGAGCAAAGGCGAAGACACAGCUGGGAGGCUGGGGAAGUCUCCAAGGGGCGGAGGAGGACUACAAAGCCCUCGCUGCUAUGGAUAACCUUCCAGCGGAUGAUAAGAGGAUCGUAAACAGGGCGCUCCGGGAGCUCCCCGAGACGAUAAAGAAAGCCCGGGAGAACGAAAUGGCAGAGAUGAUGGGGAAGCUUAAAGAGUUGGGGAAUGGCAUCCUAAAGCCAUUUGGGCUAUCGACGGAUAACUUUAAUUUUGUGCAGGACCCUAAGACAGGCGGAUACAGCAUGAAUUUCCAAUCCUGA